Molecule: messenger RNA, 999 nt
Organism: Diatraea saccharalis (sugarcane borer)
Lineage: Eukaryota; Metazoa; Arthropoda; Insecta; Lepidoptera; Crambidae
Source: the annotation of a GenBank genome assembly
GUAUGGCCACUAUUUGGCAUAAAUAUAUAUAUAGCCAAUACUUUAUUAUGUCUUCGGUAGAAAAUAAAAAGUUUCCUUAAAACAAGCUUUUAUUUGUCCUCACUAAUAAAAUUGGAGACGAGAAAUACACUUAUUUUUACGCGCUACAAGCUUUUCCAGUCAAUAACUGUUAGAGAAAAUUUUGAAAACUCAAUAACUGAAUAAAACAUUUAUCAAUAAACGCUCGCUUUAACAUGUCAAGUAAGUACUGCGGGAUAACAAACUGCAUGUACCACGCCUCAAUCACAAAAAACGGGACAAGCCACAGUCCAGUGUCAACCUGCUGUACUUCUUACAUGAAAGGUGUCACAAACAAGAUUGGAAGGAUUUUGAAGCGAGCUUCAAAUAAUACUUACUUUCAGCCGCCGAAGAAGAUCAACCAAUUCUUAAGACCUGUCAAGUGUAAUCCGCUUUUAAGUUGUAGCUGUAUACAAACUAGAAUGCGACUGUGGGCUCUUAUAGAUCGGGUAGACAAAGAGGAGCAUAGGAAGUCACGUUACAUACAGCUGACGCUAAGCAUAGGCGCGCAAUAAACACGACAGUUUGUGUUAGGAGGACUCAAGCAUUAUUAAGUAAGUCAAAUGUAUUUUUAAAAUAAUAUAAUUUAAUAAAAGUAAACGUUUUCAUUAAUGAUAAAAAAAAUAUAUUGUGAAUAUGUAUUGUUUUGAAGGUAGCUAUACUCUUAAUUAAAAAGACAAUUAACACCUUUGUCUUAUGCGAACACGGAUCCUGUAGAGUCUGAAACAUCAAUAAAAGAAAAAUAGAUAGGCGAUGAAAACGUUCAAAAGUUGUAUCUUUUAUGGGUAGUGCCCGUGAUAAUAUAGGAAAUCAAAAGAUGGCGUACUUUGCAUACAUUCAAUAUCCGAAAGAAGAAAUUUCUAUGUUCAACGGUUAUUUACAUAAAAGUAUACACUUUUAUGCAAGUACAUAGGUACGAGUAUGUUCAUCGAUUUGUUUAUG